Messenger RNA from Acanthisitta chloris (rifleman), 1124 nucleotides. RefSeq names its product C-C chemokine receptor type 7-like. The record is from RefSeq and is a predicted model, not a curated record. Gene Ontology annotation, molecular function: C-C motif chemokine 19 receptor activity; chemokine (C-C motif) ligand 21 binding; chemokine (C-C motif) ligand 19 binding. Gene Ontology annotation, biological process: G protein-coupled receptor signaling pathway; immune response; inflammatory response. Gene Ontology annotation, cellular component: membrane. NCBI's taxonomy places the organism in Eukaryota, Metazoa, Chordata, Aves, Passeriformes, Acanthisittidae.
GCAAGCUGCUAAAGGUCACCCUUGUUUUCAGCCUGCAGCUCGUGUUUCAGUUCUGUGCUGGGGACAAUGUCACCGAUGACUAUGACUCCAACAGCACCAUUGACUACAGCAUGUUCGAGAACCUGUGUGAGAAGAAGGAAGUCAGGACUUUCCGUGCCGCCUUCCUCCCAGCCAUGUACAGCAUCAUCUGCUUCAUAGGGCUGCUGGGGAACGGGCUGGUCAUGCUCACCUACAUCUACUUCAAGAGGCUCAAGACCAUGACUGACAUCUACUUGCUGGUUCAUAAAAAUAUGACUUUUCUGGAAGUUUCCCACCUGCUGACUCUCCCUUUCUGGGCCACGAGCGCAGCCAAGCACUGGCUCUUUGGGAAGUUUGCCUGCAAAGCUGUGUACUGCAUCUGCAAGAUGAGUUUUUUCAGUGGGAUGCUGCUCCUCCUGUCCAUCAGCAUCGACAGGUACUUCGCCAUUGUCCAGGCUGCCUCGGCCCACCGCCUGCGCCCCCGGAUGAUAUUCCUCAGCAAGGUGACAUGCAUCCUCAUCUGGCUCCUGGCCUUCAUCCUCUCCAUCCCUGAGCUGGUGCACAGUGGUGUGAAUAACGUGGACACCCAUCCCCAUUGCUCCAUCAUCGCUCAGGACUUACAGUCCUUCAACACUGGCAUCAAAGUGUCCCAAAUGGUUUUUGGUUUCUUAAUUCCCCUCGUGGUCAUGUCUGUGUGCUACCUCAUCAUCAUCAAAACGUUGCUCCAGGCCCGCAACUUUGAGAAGAACAAAGCCAUCAAGGUCAUCAUCGCUGUGGUCAUCGUCUUCAUUGUCUUCCAGCUGCCCUACAACGGUGUCAUGCUGGCCAAGACCAUCUCAGCCUUCAACAACACCAGCUCGUGCGACGAGAGCAAGAAGCUCGACAUGGCAGAUGAUGUGACCUACACCUUGGCCUGCUUCCGAUGCUGCCUCAACCCCUUCCUCUACGCCUUCAUCGGCGUCAAGUUCCGCAACGACCUCUUCAAGCUGCUGAAGGAGUUGGGCUGCCUGAGCCAGGAGCGCCUCUGGCAGCUCUCCUCCUGCCGCGAGAGCAAGAGGUUCUCCUUUGCCAUGGAGACAGAGACAACCACCACCUUCUCCCCGUGA